Molecule: messenger RNA, 5644 nt
Organism: Dendroctonus ponderosae (mountain pine beetle)
Lineage: Eukaryota; Metazoa; Arthropoda; Insecta; Coleoptera; Curculionidae
Product: probable cytosolic Fe-S cluster assembly factor AGAP009023
Exons: 16
Coding region: 846-3317 (823 amino acids)
Biological process (GO): iron-sulfur cluster assembly; G protein-coupled receptor signaling pathway; regulation of G protein-coupled receptor signaling pathway
Cellular component (GO): cytosolic [4Fe-4S] assembly targeting complex
Molecular function (GO): 4 iron, 4 sulfur cluster binding
Source: RefSeq, a predicted model, not a curated record
CAGCUGCUUUUAUUGUUCAACACAUUAACUUUUAGUACGCAUAGCCAGAAGGCUGGUCAAUAAUUUGCAAGUAAUUUUCUAAGUUCCUUAAACUUUCAGUUGAGCUGCUAAAAAUCGCACCAAAUUAUUAGUAAUGCGCUUGAGCAACAUUCUCUUGUAGUCAGAUUGGGCCUAUGGAUUGGGCGUUUUUAAAGGAAACAACUUGUGUUCGACUGGCUUCUUUGCGUGGAUUCUCUUAAACGUUUUCUCAGGUUCUUAUAUUGGCUACAGAUGGGAAGGUGGCCAGUGACGGAACAUCUAAGAAGCACAUUUUUUUAUAUUAUUUUACUUUGCUUGAUUUAAUAUGUAUUUGAUCAACAUGUCAUCCUGUAGAGUGAAAAUGCAUAUCAUUUGUCGGUAGAACCAAUCACAAGAUCAAGUAUAGGAACAUCUUCAAGUAAUGUGAACAUUUUGAAUGAAAAUCCGGUCAACCUUGAAGUUUUUUUUUAUAGAUUUUUAUUUGUGUAUCCAACAUCGAUUUCACCUUGUAGAGUAUCAGUAAGCUAUGCAGUUUAAGUGAUUAAAUAUUUACUUUUUCGCGGUCUAUUUGAGAAGGCAGUAUUUUUAGAAAAUCUAAUGUUUAAGGUGGUUUGUUUUUAGAAAAUAAGAGCAUUAGUGAAAAGAGGAAUUUUUUAUUUAAAUUUUUUCUGCGUCCAGUAAUAAAAGAUGUAGUGGUGGUGUUAAUGUGGGGGUGAAGGCAAACAUGAUAGGGCGGGGGCAGAGCUCGCCCAUGGAGCUCGGUUAGCGUGGCGUGCCCCUGCCCGGCCGCCCGGCACCCCCUCCGAACAGAGCCCUCAGGCUCGCAGAUGGAGCUGGACCAACGAGACUGCUUUCAUCGGCCUAAGGCCUUUGACAAGAUGGAAGAACUAUUGCAUGCAAUUGAGGCAUCAGGGGGUGUGCCAGUGGGGUGGCAAAAAUCGUUUUUGACCUCUGUACCGAAGUCGUUUGCUGGUUCCGAUUUGGUAGAGUGGUUGAUCGUACAUCUAGACACAGAUGAAAUGCCUGCGUUUUCCGAAUCCAUGCAUAUUGCGAAUCAAUUAUGUCAAUAUGGUUAUUUGUACCCAAUAAGUGACUCUAAAAACCUGCUCUUCAAAGAGGAAAACGCUAUCUAUAGAUUUCAGUCCCCUUCGUUCUGGCCAUGGAGUAGUAAAACACCAGAUAACAUAGAGUAUGCGAUUUAUCUCCUUAAACGAUCGCUUCGCAACAAACAAAAACACGGCCUAGAAGACUAUGAACUAGAAGCAAUGGCAAGUUUAAGGAGGAAUUUAAGCAAUAAAUGGGACUUAAUAACUAACCAGGCACAAGAGCAGGUAAAUCAGCUUCAGUAUAUGACAAAAAACGAUAAGUUGGUCAGCGACGCUGACGAAAAAGCUUUUUGGCGAAUAUACCGUCCUCCUCCCGGAUUCUUCACCGCUCUUGAACAAGUUCCAGUUCCUACCAGAUGUUGGAAUGGAAUGAGACCACGUAAGAAGACUAUAGACGACUAUAGAAGAGAGACUGAGCUUCUUAAAACCAGGCUUUCUAGGACCAGAGUGAAAGCAUCGCAGGCUCUUGAAAGCCUAAUCAACCAAAUUGACACAUACAGCGAAUACGACUGUCUUUUGAGUUCACCUCCGUCCGGAAAUCCCUGGGUAAAUGAUGAUAUUACGUACUGGACACUCAACGCUCCUUUAGUGGAAAUUCCAACUGAAAAGCGUGUAAGAAAAUGGGCUCUGUCUAUGGAGGAUCUUCUAUCAGAUCCUACAGGAGUUCAGGAAUUUACUCAGUACUUACGGAAAGAAAAGAGCGAAGAAAAUAUUCUGUUUUGUCUGGCAGUAAUUGAGCUGCGACGCUCUGCACAGUCACAAGUUUUGCCGAAAAUUAGAGACAUCUUUGAUAACUACUUAAAGCAUGGUUCGCCUUGCGAAGUAAACAUUGACUGUCAGACCAUGGAGCGAGUUCAGGAGGGAAUGAAACUAAAUAGUCGCUUCUGUUUCGAUGCCGCCCAAGAGCAUGUCUACAACCUUCUGCUCAAAAAAGAUUGCUACCCACGAUUCAUUCGCUCAGAAUACUAUAAGACCUUGUUGGCAAAUGGCGUUCAAACUUUACAGAAAAGAAGAUUUUUCGGAUUUGGACCAGCAAAAAAGAAAGCUUCCGUACCUGCACAAACCAACCCAGUUCAACCGUCACAAAUAACUGGGUGUGUUGGCGCACUAUCAAAGAGGCGCGGUAGCGACCGCAGCUUAACCGGUUCAGCGCAUGAAAUUUCUCAUUUUGGUGUUAGCAGCAGCACUCAAACCAGCGUUAUUAGGGAUACCAAAGUAUCCCAUUCCCACUCACAAACUAAUUUAAGUGAUAUUCCCUACAGGGGGGACCUAGACCUGAACAAAACCAGCCUCGCAGUCACUUCCAGCCCAAUAAAGAAAUCGAGUGCACUGCCAGGCGUGUCGACAGCCGCUGAAGAAGUUUGCCCAUGGGACACGCCUGCUACUCCCCCCCGAACGCCCAUUAGUAACCGAAAGAAUUCUGCUACUCAUAUCGACUCAGAAAGUUCCUCAUCGGACGUUAGCGUGGGCGUGGCCGAAAUUGUUGAUAAGAUUCAAUGCAGCAGUUCACUCACACAGCAACACACUCUGGAUUGCGGCAAAAAAUUGCAUGUGGAUAGUUCAGAGGCGCCGCGACGAGCGUCAGUGUCGGUGCCUUUGACGCAUAGCACGUCGGGAAUGGAAGGCACUCGGCGGAAAGUGUCCUCUUUUGAAGACAAUUGUUCCUCGAUUUUUGUAAUUGCUAGUGAGAAAGACAAUAAGCCUAAAGACAAUAUCAGUAUUAGUAGCACCAAGGUAUUGCAGAAGAGUUACAGUGUAGCAAAAACUCCCUCAAUAUCUUGUGUCGCCCCAAUUAUCAGUGUGAGUUCCGUGAAAGACGAGAUGAUUAUUACUUCAUGUGAGCAACAGUCAUUGAAUGAACAAGUUACUGCAGGGCAGCAUCCAACCUCGUUAGAUAUAACUGUUUGCGAUUCGCCAAGUCAAAGCCAUUCCGAGCCAGUUUCGCCGCCGAUUAUUGACAAGCCAAAAGCGCCCUUAGCCGAACCAGACUGUGAGUCACCUGGAAGCGAAUUGCAGCCGUCGGAAGUAAUCGCUCACGCCGACUCAUCAUCAAGCGAAGUUCGAACUGGUAGCAAGCAUGAAGUAGAAGUGGAUGAAACAAAAAAUACAGACGUAUGUCCGUGGGAAGACGAGGAAAAUUGCAGACUUGAUAGUCCUUUUGUCAAGAAGUAUGCCACAUUAGGCUACCUCUAGCCAUACCGAGAAGUCCGCGAAUGUCUAUUUUAGUCUUUACGUUGAUGUAAGUAUAUAGGUCUAGUCUUACUGAUAAAACCGGUGGCUUGAUAAGUUAAUAUGAGGAUUUACGGAUAAGAUACAUACAAAAAAUAAUGGUACUCACUAUCAUUCAUCUCAAAUAAAUGUUAGCAUUUGGUCUGCAAUACGAGAGUUAAUAAAUGUUUAAUUUAAAUUGUUAAUUAUAUGUACCUACUUAAUGCCUUAUUCACAAAAUACAUGUAAUGUGCGGAAAGUGAGAUUUAUGGUGGGUUUUUAAUUUCGGAAAGUAACGUUUGCUUGGUAUUGCUCAAAUUUGUACCCGCAAUUAUAAAAUAAGAUCAAGCUAUCAUGAAAUCACACAAAAGAAGAUAAUCAUAGUUAUUAUUUCUAUGAUGUGUUUAAAAAAACUCUCAAGUUACUCUUGACCAUUGCCAUGUAUCAGAAAAACGACGUUUUACCUAGCAUCAGAUAUAACUGAAUGAGCCCUAGAUAUGUCUGAUGUUGCCCAAAGCCAUUUUCUGCUACAUAAGUUAUAAUAUUAAUCUAACAAUUUACACUGUUUUCAAUAGUUUAAUAGCCUAAUAUUAAAUAUUUACCGUUAUAUGUAGUAAGCCCUAGUAAGUAACGUAAACAUGUUGUUAUUGGUAGUGACAUAAAUUUAAAAAAGACUAACGGAUUGCGAUUAAGAUGGUGCAGAGCGAUCCAGAAGUCUACAAAAAAAUAUAAAUGUAUGUAACAAACGAGCUUGAUAAAUUAAUAACAGGUAUCUACCAGGUAAAAUAGAUGUUGAAAAAUUUUGUGUAGCUCGUGUUAUAUGUUUUGAUGGCUUUCACUGUCUAUGUAUUUUAUUAAUAAGUUAUUACGUAAGAAAAUUCUAUUUGGGAAUGCCAAAAGACUAAUCUAGGCGAAGUUUUUUACUACACGUAUGUCAGAACUGAAAAUUUACAUGUAUAUUGUAAAGAUUGUCUUUUCUGAAGGAACUUUGGGCUAUUUUUAGUGUAAACGGAUCAAUGCAUUUUUAGGUACUGCAGACAGUUGAUUGAAACAUAUUCAUUAUGAUUUAAAGGCCCCCUUAAAAAUAUCUUAAACUUUUAUGUACAAGGAUAUAAAUAGCAAAAUUCAAUUCAAUUGAGUAGUUUUCAGAUGCUAGAUAAAAACUACAUGCAUAAAAAAACUGCAAAGUUUCUUUUCAUAUUCAAAAAAUGCCCGGGAUAUGGAGUAAAUAUGUGCGAGACAUUUUGUAUUUGAUCCUAAAUCGUAUAAUUAAUAUAUUGUAAACUUAAAAAUUGUAACAUGUUAGAGUAAGUUGAGAGAUUUUUUCUAUUGGAUAAAACUUACAUUUAAGUGUGUCAGGGCGCAAUUUUUUGACAAUACCAAGCAAAUAUUACCAAAUUGUCACGUCAUUAUGUUUUCAAGAAAAUGUUUUAAACAUAGUGCCAUAUUCUUCUUUCACGUUGUACAGUAACAUGCCGUGUUCGUGAUACAAAUUAGAACCAUUUUAGAUCACAACACGCGUAGUCAUCCGGUUUAGCAAUAUAAGAGCACACAAAUUAUUCGUACAUGACGUUUUAAUAAGUGUAUCAGGUUAUUGACUGAAAUAGACUGAACAGGCUGGCAGGCAGGAUGGACAAAACGCUUAAUUAUUUUAUCCAUAGGCUUUGGACGAUUGCUAUUUAUUUUUUAUCAAUGCAACCAAUUGAACUGAUUGGAAAAAUGUUUCUGUUUACUAGUGACCCAAUACUCACUUCAUAUGCUUAAUAGUGGCCAGACGUGAUGCUGUCUUAUACUUCCUUAUAUAAUGUUUUUCCAUUAAUUUUGACAUAAAAUAUAAACUGUUGAAAACCAUUUAAUAGGUACGUGAACUAUUCAAAUGAAGAUAAACGAGUACUUGACAAUUAGUUAAAAUGAAUGGAAAAAAUCAAACUAAUAAUUUAUCAAGUUCCGAACUUGUAUCUAGUAAAUCCAGUGUUUUUAUUGGCUUUGACUUUGCAAUUGGCAUUAAAUCAUAAUAUCCAAAUAGGCCGAGUACCAGACUUAGUUAGUCGUCUUAAACGACUUUCUGGUAUCUAAGCUUACAAGCCCGAAAAGCAGAUCAUUUUGAAAUGGCGAAGUUAAUGGCGAAUGUAUGAUCAAUAGUUAUUAUUAUACUUGGAUGUUAUAAUUGCAUUAGAAAUGUACAUAGUUUUAUAAUGUUAUAAUGAUAGUGGUAAUUUAUAAUUACUAUACUGUUAAACCAUUUGUUCAGAAUUUUAUUUACUGGAAAUGUUAAAUAAAUUGGUAGAUUGUAAAAUAAAAUGUUCAAUGGU